This is a messenger RNA of Conger conger (European conger), 2178 nucleotides long. RefSeq names its product synaptogyrin-2-like. The transcript has 4 exons. NCBI's taxonomy places the organism in Eukaryota, Metazoa, Chordata, Actinopteri, Anguilliformes, Congridae. The coding region runs from base 170 to 844 and encodes 224 amino acids. Gene Ontology annotation, cellular component: neuromuscular junction; synaptic vesicle membrane. The record is from RefSeq and is a predicted model, not a curated record.
UCGCAUUUGACUGAACGCGAUGGGAGGGCCGGGCACUUUCAGGAAACAGAAGUCUCGCUAACGUGAAUCGAGCCGAAGGGGCGCGCGAAGCUCGUUCAGCUGCAGAGACCCGUCUGCCAGCUCCCUGUGCCAGGUUUCUGACUUCGUAAGAUUGGGACACAGCCGAGAAAUGGAGACCGGUGGCGCGCCAAGUGCGUACGGGGCUUCGCUGGCCGGCGGUGCUUUCGACAUUUGGGCUCUCGUUAAACAGCCCCAGACUAUCACGCGGCUUCUGAGUUGGCUGUGUGCGGUGGUGGUGUUCGGCAGCAUCACGGGCGAGGGCUUCCUGAACCAGAUCCACAGCCCCGACCCGGUGUGCGUGUUCAACCAGAACGACGCGGCGUGCCACUACGCCGUGGGCGUGGGCGUGCUGGCCUUCAUGGCCUGCGUGGCCUUCCUGGUGCUGGACGCCUACUUCCCCCACAUCAGCAACGCCCGCGAGAGGAAGCACAUCGUCAUGGCCGACCUCGUCUUCUCCGGUGUCUGGGCAGGGCUGUGGUUCGUCUGCUUCUGCCUGCUGGUGAAUCAGUGGUCACAGACGAGCCACAAAGACUGGCUCCCGGUGGCGGCCGCCCGGGCUGCUAUCGCCUUCUCCUUCUUCUCCAUCCUCUCCUGGUGCCUCCUGGUGUUCUUCGCCCUGCGGCGGUUCCUCCUGGGCGUGGCCGUCAUCGGCCAGGACUACGCCGACUCCGCCCAGAGCCAAGCCCCGCCCCCGUACCCCGGCGACGCCCCCGAGCGCUUCCAGCAGGCCCCCUUCAGCUCGAACCCCGAGCCCCAAGAGGAGCUCCCCUCCCCCGUCUUCUAGGAGCUCCCCCGACACACUCCCUCACAGCCGGCCAAUGAGGACUCUGCUGGCAGGGGCUAGUGCAUGCACUGUGUGUUUUCCUGUAUUUCUUUUCAAGUCUGAUGGUAAUUGAGCUGUGCUGGGGGCCGGGCGCCUGCAUUUGUCCGUGUUCGUGUUCCACUCCGGACAGAGUCUCGCUUUUCCUUUUGGUUCCGAUCUCACGCCUUUAAGACGCGAGAUCAGAAGCAUGCGAUUAGAGCGUUCUUAACGAAACAUUCUGAUGCUGAUGUCACAAUCACUACUCUUUGACUGAAAGCAGGGGAGUUCCAGAACUCUUGACUAAAAAAAAAAAAAAACAUUCCCCAAAAAAAAAAAAAAAACCUAAAACAAAACCUGCUCUUCAGAGCGGUUGCAGGACAGGAGCGCGCCUCUGAAAAGCACUUUUUAAAUCGUUCGAUCGGACAACAUUCAUGGGUUUCUUCUCCAACCACAAAGUGAGCACUUUUCCUCAGGGUUUCUUUGACUGAAUGCUGUGAAUGUAGAUCAGAUUGCAGUAGUGAGAAAACUAGUAGACCUAUGGCUGGAUAAUCGCGGAUAACUGCGCGUACGCGCUCCGCUAUGAAGGGCAGAUGAAUCGCAUGCCGAAAACAUGCUCCUUAUAUAGGAAUGCGGGGCUCUACAGAGUAUUUUUAUAACAUGGAAUUAGUAUUUUUUUUUUUUCUUCGGUGGCUCGAUACGAAGGAAUGCAAUUUGUCAAACAGCCUGAGCGGCCGACACGAGGGAGAAACUGGCAGGUAUUUAUAAGUAACUUAAAUUCGUAAUACGACUUGGAUUUACUUGCCACCUAAUAAUGGCAACACAAUGAAACAUUAAAUUAUAUACUUUUCCAUGACUUUCCAUGAAGAUUAACCUUUUUUUUUUGCAGCAGAGGGCGCCUUUCUGCCAAACUGCCGGUGGGGAAAAGGCCGUAAUUAACGUUCAUUUUUUUUUAAUUACAAAAAAAAAAAAGAAGUCGGGGGGGUUGAUAACCGCAAACAUUUGUAGUGGCUGGUGGUAGUUUGUUAGUUUGUUGUCUUUUGUACGCUGUCGAUCACAAAUCAAAUGCAGAAGCUGUGUAUGGAAUCACAGGGGUCUUUUGUGACCAUUUUCUUAAAUCGUUUUGGUGAUUAGUUUAACUACCUGGUGCCUUUACUUAUUUUUAAAUCAAAUAUUUACCAUAAUGUGAUUUGCUGUGUGGAACAAAUACAUGGUUCUUUUUUGGCGUACAUAUGUUCAGUGUAAAGGCUGUCAAUGGUUAUCACGGUCUCGGUGUUAAUUGAACAAUUCUAGUGUACAUAAAACUGAAGAAAACCAGA